CUUUUUUCUCGUCACCAUAACCGCUCGCAUUUGGAAGCUUCCGUACAAUGCUCUCUUCCUCAGCGUCAUUCCUCACGGCUCCGUCGCUCUCUCCCAGAUCUUCGCCGUCGCUCUCUCCCAGACCUUCGCCGUCGCUCUCUCCCAGACCUUCGCCAUCUCCGCCGUCCCCCCGGUUCGGAACCGUGCGCGCCUUCGCCGGUGGCGCCGCCACGGCGGAGAAGCAGGAGCAGAAGAAGCAGAACCAGAGCUCGACGGCGUCGUUUCUGAACAUCGACAACCCUAGCAGACUCAUGGCGGCGUCUCUGUACGAGAUCCUCGGCAUACCAAGGGGCGCCACGUGUCAGGAGAUCAAGGCGGCGUAUCGGCGGCUGGCUAGGGUUUGCCACCCCGACGUGGCAGCUAUCGACCGGAAGGACUCGUCCGCCGACGACUUCAAGAAGAUCCACGCCGCAUACUCCACGCUCUCUGAUCCGGCGAAGCGAGCCGAUUACGAUCGGAAGCUUUUGAGGCGCCAUGGCCGGCCGUUGACCGUCGCUACCGGAUUUUCCGGAUUCACUCGCCGGAAUUGGGAGACGGAUCAGUGCUGGUAGGGUUUGCGGUUUCCGAUUUCGGAUUCUGAUUUGCACUAAUUAAGCUAGAUUAAGGUUGAGAUUACCACGGAGAAACAGAUAUUAGUACUGGAUUAUUAGUGUUUGUGUACAUAUUACGAGUGAUCUCUUCUCGAAGGUCACUGAUUAAGGUCUUCCACGAGCCAUCUUAGCCGUUAAAUAUGAUCAUGGUCAUCUUUCGCCGGCGAUGUUCAACAAAACAAGAAAGAAAGAAAUUGCGCCAAAGUCAAAAAGCUUGGAAAAUCUUUAUGGCGGAAUUAUUAUUACUAGAAUUCUGUUGCGUAAUUACGGCAGAAAAUAUCUCAGAAUCUCUCCGUUUUCUUUUCUUCUUUUUUGACGGAGGGAUUUCUGACUUUCUCUGUAUGUUUUCGUUUCUUAUUGAUCAUAUGAUAACAGGAAGCAAAUUGGGGCUCA
Molecule: messenger RNA, 1022 nt
Organism: Morus notabilis
Lineage: Eukaryota; Viridiplantae; Streptophyta; Magnoliopsida; Rosales; Moraceae
Product: chaperone protein dnaJ 11, chloroplastic
Exons: 1
Coding region: 48-590 (180 amino acids)
Source: RefSeq, a predicted model, not a curated record